Polyodon spathula (Mississippi paddlefish) is the source of this 2779-nucleotide messenger RNA. RefSeq names its product transmembrane protein 181-like. The record is from RefSeq and is a predicted model, not a curated record. Gene Ontology annotation, molecular function: toxic substance binding. Bases 468 to 2045 code for a protein of 525 amino acids. Lineage: Eukaryota; Metazoa; Chordata; Actinopteri; Acipenseriformes; Polyodontidae. The transcript is spliced from 17 exons.
UCCUGUGCUGCAUUAUGAUUCACCUCCUGUGCUGCAGGCUUCGGGACUCCAUCCAUCGGUAUAGUCUAUACGGAGUAGCACCAGCACAUUUGUCUUUUACACCUGCAACACCAAAAAAAAAAAAAAAAAGAAGAAAAAAAAAACCUGGCUGAUUUACCAUUUGAGCACUUGCACAGAGCACAUCAUAAUAGUAACAUACCUAUAUUAUUUCAAGGUUAAACAGUGCUCUAACCUUGGUGAUGAAAUUAGGCGCAGUGCUCACAAACAACGCAAGUGGUACUGUCUUCGUUUUCCACGACUUAUAAAUAUACCUUUGCUUAUUAAGAACAACACAACAAAAAGAUGCAGCUGCUGCUUUUACAUCAUCGAUAACAGAACUACGAAGAAAACAUAAAGGCAGAAUAAAAAGGGCUUCAAUAUCGCCAUUUCCACAAAGAAAAAUAAAGCAGCAACAUUAAUACAUCAUUAUGGACUCAGAGUAUCCUGGCUUUGAAAUUCCGCUGUACACCGAGCUGAAGUACUUCUGUAAAAAGGCGCACGAAGCCUAUAAACAAUUAAAGGAGGACCUAACACCGGAUAGAGAUGAUCGAUAUUACAGGCUGGCGCCGAUGCGGCUGUACACUCUCUCCAAGCGACACUUUGUCCUUGUUUUUGUCAUUUUCUUCAUCUGCUUUGGGAUAACAGUUUUCAUUGGUAUAGCAGGCCCUAAAAUCAUUGACAAGUCAACAUUUAGUGGGUCCAAGCUGUCAAUACUGAGCAACACUUCAAAGACUGGUCCAUUUCAGCUGACGUCGCCAGCAUUGUCGACAUAUAAUCAGCAGCUAUGGCUGACUUGUCAAAUAGAGCUGAUUCAGGUUGAUGAUAUGGAUUUUCAUAAAGAGUUUGAUAUGAGCGUUGAGAUAAAAGGUAUAAUACAGAAUGCUAGUGUGAUGCACAUCCGUGACAACGUUUAUAAUCGUAGCAGGUUACUUCACUGUGGUGCUAAUUGUGAGGAAAUCAUUGUGGUACACCUUGGGUAUCUAAAUUAUACAAGGUAUCAGAUAAACGUUAACUUAGCGAAACUCCAGACAAUGAAAUACGAAAUUAAGGAGGUAUAUUUCACGUGGAAGAUGUACAAUCCCUCAUUUUCUCAAGUUGAAAUUUGGUUUCGGUUUGUUUUCGUGGUCUUCACAUUUAUGGUCACAUGCUUGUUUGCGCACUCCCUCCGAAAGUUCUCCAUGAGAGACUGGGGAAUCGAACAGAAAUGGAUGUCUAUCCUGUUACCACUGCUGCUGCUUUAUAACGAUCCAUUCUUCCCUCUCUCAUUCCUGAUGAACAGCUGGUUUCCAGGGAUGCUGGAUGAUCUUUUCCAGGCUGUAUUCCUGUGUGCCCUUUUACUAUUCUGGCUCUGUGUCUACCACGGAUUUCGGGUUCAGGGAGAACGGAAGUGUUUAACAUUCUAUAUGCCCAAGCUUUUUAUUGUUGGCCUUCUUUGGUUAUCUGCUGUAACACUAGGGAUAUGGCAAACAGUGAAUGAGCUGCACGACCCAACCUACCAAUUCAAAGUAGACACUGGCAAUUUCCAGGGAAUGAAGGUUUUCUUUCUGAUUGUGGUCUCCUUGUAUAUUUUAUAUCUCAUCUUCUUGAUUGUAAGAGCCUGCUCAGAGUUGAAAAAUAUGCCAUAUAUUGAUCUUAGAUUGAAGUUUUUGACUGCAUUGACAUUUGUUGUGCUGGUUAUCAGCAUUGCUAUACUCUACCUGAGGUUUGGAGCAAAGGUUUUGCAAGAUAACUUUGUAUCUGAGCUGUCAACCAACUAUCAAAACUCGGCCGAAUUUUUAUCCUUCUAUGGUUUAUUGAACUUUUACCUCUACACGUUGGCCUUUGUGUACUCUCCUUCGAAAAAUGCUCUAUAUAAUUCCCAGUUGAAGGACAAUCCAGCCUUUAGUAUGCUGAAUGACUCGGACGACGAGGUUAUUUAUGGGAGUGACUAUGAAGAAAUGCCCCUACAAAAUGGACGUGCAGUAAAAGCUAGUACCAAGUACGAAGAUGAGACAGACAGCGACUGAGCAUUCUCAUUAUUUCAAUGAAACUGUUUGUGUAACUGUUAAGCUUUGGUAGCAAACUAAAACCAUAAGUAUAAAUAUUACGUGUACUACUGAAUUGCAUUUUAUUUAAAAGUAUGGGGGAUGGUGAUAUUUUUUUAAAAUUAUUAUUUAGAAAUCAAAUGCCACUUAACAAGGAACAGUUAGUUAUAAUUGUACUGCUGCCCGGGAGAUUGGUGAUUGAUUUUGCUACCAAACAUUAACUUCAGUCACAACACGAUACAAGGAGAGGUAGUUAAGAUUUGACCUACUGAAAAAAAUUAUUUUUUUUUGUAUAAUAAGAAACCCCUUUAAUUUGAGGUAAAUAUACAUUUUGUUCAUCAUAAUGUAUAAAAAUAUCUAGCUGAAAAAAACAUUAUGUAUUUACGUUAAAAUCAUAUUUUUAUUUUUGAAGAAGUGCAUUGUGUUUUUUUUUUAAUUUUUCUUUAUGAUUUAUAGGUGUAUUAUUUUAAGUUGGCCAAGUUUUACUCAGAACUUAACAGGGAAAGGAAUGGAAGUGUUUUAUGAAAGAAUUGCCCUUCUACAGUUGAUGUAAAUCUUUACACACCUGUUUACAUCAUUAUUUGUAGCAUUUUUUAUAGCUUUAAAUUGCACGUUUUGAUAUAUUCAUGCUUUGAUUCCCUGAUUUCUCUAACGGUGUUCUUUAUAUUUCUGAGGUAACCAGGGAAGUACAGUGUUUCCCAAUUCAUAAUUAUUUU